This is a messenger RNA of Cynoglossus semilaevis (tongue sole), 1431 nucleotides long. It is a transcript of the gene cdc50c, whose product is annotated as transmembrane protein 30C. Gene Ontology annotation, biological process: phospholipid translocation. The record is from RefSeq and is a predicted model, not a curated record. Gene Ontology annotation, cellular component: plasma membrane; Golgi apparatus; endoplasmic reticulum. The transcript is spliced from 7 exons. NCBI's taxonomy places the organism in Eukaryota, Metazoa, Chordata, Actinopteri, Pleuronectiformes, Cynoglossidae. The coding region runs from base 65 to 1126 and encodes 353 amino acids.
AAACAGGAAGAGGAGACACUGCUAACGUCUGACUGUGAAGUAAGUUCCUCGGUUCUUUUCUGUCAUGGUCAAAGCGAAGGCCAAACCUGGGCCUCUGGCUCGGAGGCCGGACAACUCGGCUUUCAAACAGCAGCGGCUCCCGGCCUGGUCGCCCAUGCUGACCGCCCACACUGUGCUGCCCUUCUUCUACAUCCUGGCUCUGAUCUGUUUGCUGCUGGGAGUGUGGCUGCUGCUCACGGUGCAGAGCACACAGGAAAUGAAGCUGUUCUACACGGAGGCGAAAACUUGUGCUGAAUGUUUUGAAAAGCGUGAAAAUGUGUCGUUGGCUGCGGAGGAGUGUCGCUGCACUGUGACGUUCCUCAUUGAGAAAGCGUUCAAGGGAGAUGUAUUUUUUUACUAUGGCCUUAAAAACUUCCACCAGAACCUCAGGAGGUACAUGGACUCCAGAGAUGAUGGACAGAUGGUCGGCAGGAAGUCGAAUCUGAAGAAUCCUAGUCUCUACUGCUCUCCAUUCAGUCAAGACCAGAAUGGACUUCCUGUUGCUCCCUGUGGUGCCGUGGCCAACAGUAUAUUCAAUGAUUCAUUCACCUUCACCUACCACAAAUCUGCCAGCCAGAAUAUCCCGGUCCCACUGCUGCGUAAUGGCAUCACCUGGUACACUGACAAAAACAUCAAGUUCCGCAACCCCAGAAUGGGAAACUUGACGCUCGAUCAAGUCUUUGAAGGUACUACGCAUCCACCGUACUGGCAGAAACCAGUGAAUGAGCUGGAUCCAGAUGAUCCAACCAACAAUGGAUUCAUCAACGAUGAUCUAAUUGUGUGGAUGAGAGAAGCAGCCUUCCCCAACUUUAAGAAGCUCUACGGUGUUUUAUGUCGAGACAACAAACCUUUUACCAAAGGGCUUCCUGCAGGAAACUACAGCAUCGAGAUUACCUACAACUUCCCAGCGCAGCGUUUCCAGGGCAGGAAGCAGGUAGUGCUGACCACGCUGACCUGGUUUGGAGGUCAGAACCAUUUCCUGCCCAUUGCCUACUUAGUGACCAGUGGUCUGGUCCUGCUGACAGCAGUGGUUCUCACGGUGGUGUGGUUCAAGUUUGGAAAGGGUGGACAGAACAUGGUGGAGUGAAGGGGGAAGAGGGAGAGGUUUUUAAAGCAGCUGGAAAUAGAUGGUUGUUGGUUCCAUACCUGCAGUGCACUGAGUUAAAUCAGCAGACUUUGUUUUUGGACUCCGUUCUCGUUAGAACAGAUGUGACUUGUGUUGGUUUGAAUAUAUCUGUAUUUUUUUGACAGUUUGUGGAGUUUUUUGUUUUUGUUAUUUUAAUGUGUGCAGUUAAUAUUUAUAAAGCCUCAAACUGCUGUAAUGUUGGAGUCGAUGUACAGAAAAUCAAUGUUAUGAAAGGUACAGUGAGAGUCACAGGAAGGAUUUUUAGC